This is a messenger RNA of Funneliformis caledonium, 1722 nucleotides long. The record is from the annotation of a GenBank genome assembly. Lineage: Eukaryota; Fungi; Glomeromycota; Glomeromycetes; Glomerales; Glomeraceae.
AUGUCAAAAAUUCUUAAAUUGGCUCUUCUUAUUGCCGAUACACCACUUCCUAAAGUUGUAAAACUAUAUGGAGACUAUUACGUUCAAUUCUCAAAAUUUUUACAAAGAGCCGCUGAUUCUAGCAAGGAACCAAUUAGUCUAGAUAUACAACCUUUUGAUGCGACGAAAAUGGAAUAUCCGAAUAAACAAGAAUUACUUGAAAUCAAUGGAAUACUUAUUACUGGGUCUGCUGCAUCAGCAUAUGAAGAUAUUCCUUGGAUUAAUCGUCUAAUUGAGUUUAUGGGUUCAAUUAUAAACGAAUAUCCAAAGAUUAGGAUUGUUGGGAUUUGCUUUGGACAUCAGAUUAUUGCCAGAGCGAUGGGUGGUCAAGUUAUUAUGAACCCUUUAGGUUGGGAGGUUGCAGUUACGGAAUUUUCUUUAACAGAUACCGGAAAGAAAUUUUUCAAGACAAAUAGGAAAGCAUUGCGUCUUCAAGAAAUGCAUCGGGAUUAUGUUUCGAGUAUUCCUCCCAACUUUUCAAAUAUUGGGUUUACUAAAGUAUGCGCCAUUCAAGGGAUGGUUAAAGAUGAUCAUGUGCUUACAAUUCAGGCUCAUCCAGAAUUUGUAAGUGAUGUAGUUAAAGAGAUUAUUAAAGCACGUCAGGAAAAACGAAUCUUUACUCCUGAACUUGCGCAAAAGUUUUUGUUGGCAGCAGAUUAUGAUGAUGAUAGCACAUGGAUAGGUCAAAAAUGUGUGGAGUUUUUGACAGGUGAUGGUGAUGAAAACGAAAAAUCCUCUUCUAGAUCAAGUAAAGAGAACAAUUAUGGUCCAACUUUAGUGAUUCAUGGUGGCGCAGGAACCAUUGCUCGUAAAGAUUUUUCUGAAAAAUUACAAAAUGAAUAUCUUGAUGCAUUAAAAGAAUCUUUAUUUGCUGGUUAUAAAAUCUUAUUAAAUGGAGGAAAUUCGAUGGACGCCGUAGAAGUCGCAGUUAGAGUAAUGGAAGAUUGUCCUCUUUUUAACGCCGGUAAAGGGUCAGUCUUUACGAUUGGCGGAAAGAAUGAACUUGAAUCUUCAUUUAUGAUCGGAACUUCUGAUCACCCAGCUGGCGCAAGCACUUUAUUACAUACAGUAAAAAAUCCAAUCACUUUAGCUAAAACUCUUUUACUUGAUCCGGAGAAUCCACAUGUAUUUCUUGGUGGUAUAGAAGCUGAAGAAUAUGCUAAAACGAAAGGACUAGAAAUUGUUGAUCCCGGUUAUUUUUGGACAAAAGGAAGAUGGCAACAACAUUUGGAAGAGUUGAACAAGGGUAACAAUGAAGUGGAUUCACUAUAUCCUAUGGGAACUGUUGGGGCCGUUGCUGUUGAUAAAAACGGCAUUAUUGCUACGGCUACCUCUACGGGUGGCAUGAAUAAUAAAAAAGAUGGUCGAAUUGGGGAUACUCCGUUAAUAGGAUGUGGCACUUGGGCAGAUAAUGAAACAUGUGGUGUUAGUGGCACCGGUAAUGGAGAGUUUUUUAUUAGAUAUGGUAUUGCUCAAGAUGUAUCUUCCAGAAUGCGUUACCUUGGUGAGAAUGUAAAUGAAGCAGCUAAUGCUGUUAUAGAAAAUAUGAGAAAGGUUGGAGGAGGUGGUGGUGUAAUUGCGUUAGAUAAAUAUGGUCAUGUUGCUAUGCCAUUUAAUACAACUGGAAUGUACAGAGGUUAUAUUAGAGUUUCCGAAAGUAUACCAUAUGUUUUUAUUUUUUAA